AUGCGUUGCUGUUCAUCUGGGUUGUCCAACGCAUGCGGCGUACUCCACCAGAGGCGGGUGCCGAUUGCUGGGCCCGCGAAGACCCUGCCGACACCAAGCCAGCUGGUGGGGAUGAUGGAUGCGAGGGGCUGCUGGGUGGUCGUGCAGCACCUCGCGCUCGGCUGGCGUGAUUGGGACCAAGUGAUAAGUGAUACGAACUGA
This is a messenger RNA of Parnassius apollo (apollo), 201 nucleotides long. The record is from the annotation of a GenBank genome assembly. Lineage: Eukaryota; Metazoa; Arthropoda; Insecta; Lepidoptera; Papilionidae.